Molecule: messenger RNA, 4132 nt
Organism: Helianthus annuus (common sunflower)
Lineage: Eukaryota; Viridiplantae; Streptophyta; Magnoliopsida; Asterales; Asteraceae
Product: scarecrow-like protein 14
Exons: 2
Coding region: 292-2379 (695 amino acids)
Biological process (GO): regulation of DNA-templated transcription
Cellular component (GO): nucleus
Molecular function (GO): sequence-specific DNA binding; DNA-binding transcription factor activity
Source: RefSeq, a predicted model, not a curated record
UCCGUGUUUUCUUCACUCGUUUACUUUCUCCUGGUCGCACCUAGGGUUUCUCUCUGGUAAUAAUAAUUCUCUCUAUAUUCACUCACUUACCUUUCAUUUCAUCUAUAUCUAUACCUGAAUCCACAAUUCAUUUAGGGUUUCAGUUUCACCGUACUCAAAUUUCUGCUAAUAUCAUCUUAACGUUGCAAUCUGAAAUGCUCAUUUGAUUCUAUAGUAUACACACUCAAAAUCACAUAAAAAUCUGGAAAUAAAUGUUUAUUUAAGCUAAAUUUAGUUUGUUUUUUCGAAACAAUGACGGAUAAUCGUUUAUCGAAUCUGAAAACAAUGAAAUGCUACGAUUAUGCUUCGAUUUUAUCCGAUCAGAAUGUUUUUAGGUCAAUUAAUUUCAACGAUGAUUGGAAUUUAGGGCCUAGUAAUCAUGUAGCUCAAUCUAGGUUAAAAGAUGAAGGUGAUCUUCAUGAGGAUUCUGACUUUAGUGAUUUAGUUCUUAAGUAUAUUAACCAGAUGCUUAUGGAAGAUGAUAUAGAUGAGAAAAACUGUAUGUUUCAAGAGUCUGCCGCUCUUCAAGCUGCAGAAAAGUCUUUUUAUAAUGCUCUUAUGGUCAAAGAUGAUCAAGAUGUAGAUCGUGUUGCGGAAUCGGUAGAUUCUUUUGGCUCUAUGAAUGGUACAGGUCUUACCUGUGAUGUUUGUGAAUCUCCGGUUUUACCGAAUACGUCGAUUAGUUUUGAUUCACAGUCUAGGUUUAAUCCGUCUUACGGCUUGUUUAGCGGUACUAGUAGUGUUGUCGAUGGGUUUGUGGAUUCGCCUGUGAGUAUUUUAAGUUUUCCAGAUAUGUUCUGUGAGAACCGGUCUAUGCAGUUUCAAAAGGGUUUAGAUGAAGCAAGUAGGUUUCUUCCCUAUGGUAGGGUUUUAGACAGUAUAGGUGUCGGUGUCCUGGAUCAAAAGGCGGUGAUCAAGACGGAGAAGAAACUUGAAACUGGCUCCGUUCCAGAUGUGUCGAGAGGAAGAAAGAAUCCUUAUACUAAAGAUCUCGUCGAGGAUGGAAGGAAUUCGAAGCAGUCUGCGGUUUAUAGCGAGCCAGCCGUGCGAUCGAAGAUGUUUGACGACAUGUUGCUAUGUGGCGGAGCGAAAACUCAUCCUUCUCAAUAUGAGUUUGUUCGUAAAGAGACUGCUGGUAAAGGUCAACCGGGUCAACCCAAGGGGGCUAAUGGGGUUAAAGCGCGUGGGAAGAAACAAAAGGAAGUGGUGGAUUUGAGAACACUUUUGAGCCUGUGUGCACAAUCGGUUUCCACCAAUGACCAAAGGGGUGUGACUGAUCUACUGAAACAGAUAAGAGAGCAUGCUUCGCCCACAGGUGAUGGGAUGCAAAGAUUGGCCCAUUACUUUUCUGCUGGGCUUGAAGCUCGUAUGGCCGGUUCAGGAACCGGAAUCUACAAAGCUCUUCUUUCUAGGCCCACAUCAGCUGUUGAUAUAUUGAAAGCUUACCAUUUGUUCCUCGGGUGCUUCCCUUUUACUAAAAUUUCUCAUUUUGUUUUCAACAAAACUAUUAUGUCUGUUGCACAAAACAAAGCAAAACUCCACAUAAUAGAUUUUGGUAUUCUUUACGGUUUCCAAUGGCCCAGCCUUAUACAACGUAUUUCAAGUAGGCCCGGUGGGCCACCCGAGCUUCGAAUAACUGGGAUUGACUUCCCAUGUCCUGGUUUUCGACCGGCCCAACGGGUUGAAGAAACUGGGCGUCGGUUAGCAAAUUAUGCUGAAAGAUUUGGCGUUCCGUUUAAAUUCAAAGCGAUAGCACAAAAAUGGGAAACAAUCACAAUCGAGGAUCUUGAGCUUGAUGAUGACGAAACACUUGUUGUAAAUUGUGCUUACAGGUUUCGAAACUUACUUGAUGAAUCAGUCAUGGUGGAUAGUCCAAGGAGUAAAGUUUUAGAUCUUAUCAGGAAAAUGAACCCAGAAAUUUUUAUACAUGGGAUUGUGAACGGGGCGUAUAAUGCACCGUUUUUUCUAACAAGGUUUAGAGAGGCUUUGUUUUUCUUUUCUUCUUUGUUUGAUAUGCUUGAUGCCACUGUUGACCGUUCCACCGAAGAUCGAAUACUGGUUGAGAAAACGAUAUGGGGUCGGGAGGCGAUGAAUGUUAUAGCUUGUGAAGGUGGUGAGAGGAUUGAACGGCCCGAGACUUAUAAACAAUGGCAGGUGAGGAAUCAACGGGCUGGGUUUCGCCAGGUGGCGAUAGAUCAAGAAAUCGUGAAGAAGGCUAAAGAUUGGGCGAUUUCUGAUUACCAUAAAGAUUUUGUUAUCGAUGAAGAUGGUUAUUGGAUGUUGCAGGGGUGGAAAGGGCGUGUUAUAUAUGCAAUUUCUUCAUGGAAACCCGUAUAUUGAUCCUGGGGAUGUUAAAUGGGUCGUGUUUGCGGGUUGACGGGCUGCUUUUCUUGCUGGGCUAGUUAUUGUAACGCCUUGGUCAGAAAUCAUGAAUCUACAAGCCAAGGAGCUAAGUCGCGAGAAAGUUGGGUGUUGUUUAAUCAGUUAGAGCAUAUUGCACAGAUGAAGAUAAAGAGUUAUAAUUUGUGAAAUGGAAAAAAGGGUGACAAUGUAUUGUAAUUGUUUUGUAAAAUGUCAUUUCUUUAUCGUUUCAAUAAAGUUAUUAUUAGCCACCGCAACCUGCUACCACUGCCACCACCGCCAUGGAAGUUGUUGUCGGGACAACCUCCAUGACUGUUUACAAAUAAGUUUUAUGAGUUUCAGUUCAUGUUAUAAUAUAAUACAUCUUAGAUCAUAGGCGAGCUAAAGCUCGAGCUAAUAAACGACGAAAUACUAGCUCAGAAAAUAGUUCUUUACAAAAUAUAUCAGAUAACAAAAGUCUUAUAUCCACUUGUACUUUAUACACGUUAAACUCUUGUAUCCUCUGUUGUUAAAAAGUCAAUUGUUCCUCACCUGCCAAAUAAACUACAUAAACACCAACACGUCAACACGAUGGCAUGAACUGGAUUCUUAUGCACGUUACUACCCUGGAUGCAAUUCGAGGUCAUAAGCAGGCCUUGAACAGAAUUACCCUUAGUCGUUGAGCUUCAACACCACCUCCAAACCUCGUUGAACAGAAUUACCCUUAGGCGUUGAGCUUCAACACCACCUCCAAAUGUCGUUCCAAACAUUGUCCGCUAGUGGGCAAGAGAUGAGCAUAUGAUCAGAACCACAGGCCGAACAAAUCGUGCAUGAUACAGGACAUUUCUCUUUGUAAGUUCUACACUUGAAGGGAUUCUUACCACCUAACCUUUUUCUAGGAACAGCGGAAUAUAUAAAAACGGCUAGCCAAAAGCUAUCACAAAAACAAGAACAUUUUGUAAACAAACCGCCCAACUAAAUUUAGUCUAUCUAUUUCUAUUCCUUAUCCACAAAAAUGAAAAGCCAAGAAUAGAGUCAAGAUUGUUCCUCAUGACCCGAUCAUUCAAAGCAAACACCAUGUCAUUAUGAAUUUUCCAUAAAACCUACAAAGUCGCAAGGAUGAUACCGUGCAGGCGUGCACUAUAUGUUUCUUUUGCAUUGUCAUCUCUAAAGAAUCCAACCAAGGAAGAAGCUCCAAUGAAUUGAAAGAUAAAGGCGACUGAAUAUGAAGCCAACUGAAAAUCAAACACGAGACACACAAGGCGCAACUCACAACUACUUAGAAUAUGCUCCAAACGCUCCUCCCUCGCAUCACACACUAAGACAAACCACCCUUGGGAUGUCAAUUCCCCAAUACACCAAAUGUAGUCUAUUUGGCAGACGAUUUAGUGUUUACCUUAUUCCAUCUUGUCUCCGAAGGACCAAAAGAUCAAGAUAUAUGAACAAUCAACCUUGGGAUAUUUUUAACCGUUAAUGUAUCAUCCGCAUCAAAAUCCCAAAACCACCUAUCCCUUUCGCUAUUAAACCUCUGAUCAUUAGUUUUUGACCUCCUCUAACUGGCCGGCGUUAGGACCAUCUACCCCUCUCCAAGAGCUAAUAGAACAAUCACUUUGAUGAUCUAGGUAAUCUCUCCCUCAGUGUGUCAUCAUCCAACUAGUGACCUGUAAAAAUGGUAUGAACAGUUUUAUGCAAAGCAAUCAACAACAACAACACCAGAAAUAGUGAUAAAACGGUGACAUAAAACUUUUAUUAU